This is a messenger RNA of Closterium sp. NIES-67, 877 nucleotides long. The record is from the annotation of a GenBank genome assembly. Lineage: Eukaryota; Viridiplantae; Streptophyta; Zygnematophyceae; Desmidiales; Closteriaceae.
GUUCUAAAGGUUGGAUGUGUCUUCCGCUAAGGGGAAACUCUGCCGAAAUUUCGUGGACGCCGACACUUGUGAAAAUAUCGAGGGAGCUGCGUGUGGACAGCAAAGGGGAGCUGAAAUUCGUCAUUUCUCAAGGAGAAGAUGAAUGAGAGAGGAGGAGAUGCUAAUGGAAGAGGAGCUGUAGCUGAGAAGACAAAGGAGACCAGCUGCAUCAAGGACCUGUGGCAGCUGCCCAUCAUCCCAUGGAAUGGGAAGACUCCAACAGCAGCAACGGCAGCAGCGGCAAAGGCAACAGCAGGAAGAGAUGCAACUGCACCAACUGAUGGGGUCCUGGAAGCAGUCAAGAAAGUGCAGCAGCAGCAGACACAUGGCGAGGUGCUUGCUGGUGUGGAUGCGAGUGCGGCAUGGGCUAAGGCUUCAUCAAGGAGUGGAGAGGCCGAUUGGGAGACAUGGCAUGAGAGGCUGUGUCAUGUGAACUUCCCUAUGCUGCAGAAGUUGGUGAAGAAUGGGAGCCUGAAGGGCUUGGAGGUGAAAGGGGAAGUGAAGGAGAUUGGGAGCUGCCCUACAUGCUUGGAGACCAAGUUCUCCAAGUUCCCCUUCAACAGCACUACAGGACCAGCCAAGACCCCACUUGCACUUGUGCACAUGGAUGUGGUGGGGCCCACAAGAGCGCCUUCCCUCUCAGGCAGCCGCUAUUUCUUGACAAUUGUGGAUGACCACACUCGGGCAGUGUGGGUUUACCCUUUGAAGAGCAAGGGGGAGGUGGCAGCGGCUGUCCUUAAGGAGUGGAUGCCUAGAGCUCAGAGGGAAUGCGGAUACAAGGUGAAGGUGAUCCGCAGUGACAAUGAUUCUUGAACUUUGAUUGAACUCUUGAGAUUGA